Panicum hallii is the source of this 800-nucleotide messenger RNA. RefSeq names its product ribulose bisphosphate carboxylase small chain A, chloroplastic-like. The transcript has 2 exons. NCBI's taxonomy places the organism in Eukaryota, Viridiplantae, Streptophyta, Magnoliopsida, Poales, Poaceae. The record is from RefSeq and is a predicted model, not a curated record. Bases 66 to 581 code for a protein of 171 amino acids.
GCCUACAAGGACUCGAGUUAGCCAGCUGCCUCCGGCCUCUUCUCCUUCGUUAAGACUAGUAAGCCAUGGCCCCCGGCGUGAUGGCCUCAUCGGCCACCUCCGUGGCUCCUUUCCAGGGCCUCAAGUCCGCCGCUGGACUCCCCGUGAGCCGCCGCUCCAGCAGGGCCGGAUUCGGCAAGUACGUCAGCAACGGCGGAAGGAUCAGGUGCAUGCAGGUGUGGCCGACUGAGAACAACAAGAAGUUCGAGACCCUGUCGUACCUGCCGCCUCUCUCCACGGAGGAGCUCUUGAAGCAGAUCGACUACCUGAUCAGGAACAACUGGGUCCCCUGCCUCGAGUUCAGCAAGGUCGGCUUCGUCUUCCGUGAGAACGCCACUUCUCCCGGGUACUACGACGGCCGCUACUGGACCAUGUGGAAGCUGCCCAUGUUCGGCUGCACCGACGCCACCCAGGUGUAUGCCGAGCUCGAGGAGGCCAAGAAGGCCUACCCCGACAACUACAUCCGCAUCCUCGGAUUCGACAACGUCAGGCAGGUGCAGUGCGUCAUGUUCCUCGCCUACAAGCCACCGAGCAGCGAGUAGACCGCGGCCCCAGCCAGCCCGUCUCGAAACACCUUGACCAUUUCCAUUUUUUUCCCCAAUUUAAACGUUUGUGUAAUUACUAUAUAUUGGGCGAGCAUGCAUGCCCAUGCAUGAGCAAUUUAAUGCUACCAUUGGCUUGCGAAACAUGUGAAUGGUACAUAGCUCCGGCUAUAUACCUAUGCACUGCACAUAGUGAUAUACACACGGCGAUCAUUUAUA